This is a messenger RNA of Sesamum indicum (sesame), 478 nucleotides long. The record is from RefSeq and is a predicted model, not a curated record. NCBI's taxonomy places the organism in Eukaryota, Viridiplantae, Streptophyta, Magnoliopsida, Lamiales, Pedaliaceae.
GCUGAUUGUGAUGGAAAUGGGAUGCUUAACUGUGAAGAGUUUGUGACACUGGCUGUGCACUUGAAAAAGAUAAGCAACGAUGAUCUUCUGCAUCAAGCCUUUUUAUACUUUGACAAGAAUCAAAGUGGUUACAUUGAGUUUGAGGAUUUGCGAGAAUCUUUGUUAGACGAGCAAUUUGGUCCUACCAACGACCAAGUUUUACAAGACAUUAUCUUUGAUGCUGACCUUGAUAAGGAUGGACGAAUCAGUUUUCCAGAGUUCAAGGCGAUGAUGACAACAGGGAUGGAUUGGAAGAUGGGUUCUCGACAGUAUUCCAGGGCAAUGUUGAAUGCGCUUAGCACCAGACUAUUUAAGGACAAAAGUCAGAAAUUUAUGUAAUACUAUUUUUUAGUUCAUUUUUAUGAAUGUUCCACAGUGUUGUUUUAAAUUAUAACAUUGUCCAAAUAUCGUAGAAAAUGGGUGGGUUGUUUUUUGUUUA